UCAUGUUAGCAAAGAAUAUCAGGGGCUCUGGAACCCCUUCGCCUACAAACUGACUUCAUGCCGGACUGCCGUCAGUACGCCAUACUCAAUUGGGCACCACCUACCGCUUAGUACCCAUCCGUCCUACCUCGGUCUCGCUUUUGGGAUCGUGCACAUACACUCCUGAACAGCUCUGAAGUUCAGAUUCGACGUACAAACCUGACUCGCCAACCCCCACAGUCAUGUCGAAACACGACCCUCCAUGACUUACGAGCACUAGAUAUUGGAUGCUGUGAUGCAACCUUCCUUUUCGAAAUGACCAUUCUGCUGUUGAUCGGCCGAGAAUUCUGUGUUGCACUCGCGUCUCUAACCUUCUGUGAUCUGAUCGGACUACGGAAUACUUUCGCAGCGUUUGUUGGCAUUGGUGCUGGUCGGGCGCUUGGUCACCUCAAAGGAUCUAACAGUCCUGAUCAGCCCUUGCCUAAUGUCCUAGAAUAUACACUUACACAGCACAACAUGAAGCGCAGCACAAGAAUCUUGGGGAGGAGACCGUUUAAAAUUUAUCUGCUAGCUUCAGUGGCACCAGUAUUUUUCGAUCGAAAGCGACUAGGUACAGUCCAGUUCCGUCUCGGGAAAUACGGUUUUGACCCCUGAAGUAGUUCUUGAUCGUACCAGGUUAAGCGGUUGAGAACAGAUAGUUCCUCAAAGAGACGAAUGGUUUAGUGCAUGCAAACAACAGCAUGGGGAUAUCCAGUCGAACGACUCUUGGGUCGAGAGAAGAAAUGGACUGUUCAGACAGUGGCUGGACCCGGAUACCUACUGAUGGACAAUUGGACUCUUGUUGACGAUAAGAUAGGGUAGUUGUAUGAUCUCAAGCCGAGUACUCGCCGCGUGUGCCAUUCGCCUACGGUUAGGUGACGAUGAAAGUCAUCAUUCGGAUGCUGUUGUAAUGAAGAUCGAAGAAGGGCAGUACUUUGCGAGAGAAAGUGGGGCAAGCUAGCGCUAUUUGCCCCACCAUAGGUCAUGUUGCGUCUGU
Messenger RNA from Boeremia exigua, 1015 nucleotides. RefSeq lists its product as uncharacterized. The transcript has a single exon. Bases 295 to 633 code for a protein of 112 amino acids. The record is from RefSeq and is a predicted model, not a curated record. Lineage: Eukaryota; Fungi; Ascomycota; Dothideomycetes; Pleosporales; Didymellaceae.